AGCGCAGCGCUUUGGCUUGGCUGUGGUGUCUGUUGAGGAUCUGGUACACGGAUCUGCGUUUGUGUUUCAGCCCUCUGUGUGUUAAAGCACCGAUGUCGGUCACAGUGUGAAAGACACAGUGAAGCAGCUGCUGACAGACCGUAGCUGUUUGCUGCUGUUAGACCCACAGGCUUCAGAGGAGGAAGAAUGGCAGACGAAACUCCUUUCCAGUUUUUACAUAACGAAGUGAUACAGUACAUUUACAAGUCAGACGAAAACGGAGAGACGGAGAAUGGAAGAAAUAUCACCAAACUGGAGAAUAUGGGCUUCAGAGUCGGCCAAGGGCUGAUUGAGAGACUGACAAAAGACACAGCACGGUUCAAGGAUGAGCUGGACAUCAUGAAGUUCAUCUGUAAAGACUUCUGGACUUGUGUGUUCAAGAAGCAAAUAGACAACCUUCGAACCAAUCACCAGGGCAUCUAUGUUCUCCAGGAUAACAAGUUUCGAUUACUGUGUCAGCUGUCAGCUGGAAAACAGUAUCUGGAACAAGCCCCAAAGUAUCUGGCUUUCACCUGUGGUCUGGUGAGAGGAGCAUUGUCCAGCCUCGGAGUGAAGAGUAUUGUGACUGCUGAGGUGUCCAUCAUGCCUGCGUGUAAAUUCCAGGUCAUGAUCCAGAAAAUGUAGUGACUAGCAGAAGCCACAUUCAUUCUGCACUCUCUUUUGCCUUCAUAUAUACUUAAGUUUUUGUCAUUAAAGGGAAAUGCAAGCUAUCUUCAUCAGUAAAAUAUACUUGUCUCUACA
Messenger RNA from Chelmon rostratus (copperband butterflyfish), 780 nucleotides. It is a transcript of the gene trappc6b, whose product is annotated as trafficking protein particle complex subunit 6B. The record is from RefSeq and is a predicted model, not a curated record. Gene Ontology annotation, cellular component: cis-Golgi network; TRAPP complex; trans-Golgi network. Gene Ontology annotation, biological process: regulation of GTPase activity; endoplasmic reticulum to Golgi vesicle-mediated transport. The transcript has 6 exons. Lineage: Eukaryota; Metazoa; Chordata; Actinopteri; Chaetodontiformes; Chaetodontidae. Bases 187 to 663 code for a protein of 158 amino acids.